This is a messenger RNA of Adineta steineri, 393 nucleotides long. Lineage: Eukaryota; Metazoa; Rotifera; Eurotatoria; Adinetida; Adinetidae. The record is from the annotation of a GenBank genome assembly.
AUGACUCAUACAUUAUGUAAUCUUAUUAUAACAGAUUCAUUUACUAUUUUCAAUCAUAUUAUAAAAUCAAUAUCUGUUACAUUUGGUAAUAUUGCUUAUAUUAUUUUUACAAGUGGAGCAAUAGGAAUACCUAAAGCAGUUAUUAUUUCACAUUCUUAUCUACUUUUAUAUCUUCAAUCUUCUGUUGAAGUUGAUGCAUUGCGUACAACUGAUAGAGCUAUACAAUUAUCAUCAUGUACUUGGGAUGUUCAUAUUUAUGAAAUAUUUGGUAUUCUUCUUAUGGGUGGUACUGUUAUACUUUUACGUUCAGAACAAGGCAAUCGUAAUAUGGAUUAUUUAUCUCAAGUUAUUGAGAUUCAUCAAGCAACAUAUGUUUGUAUUGUUCCUACAUAA